UAGAGAGAAACACCGACUGUGAUAAGAAACGUUACAUAUGUAGAUAAUUAGGUAGGUACGUUAGGUACAGCAACUGAAUGCAAAACAUCGUCACAGUUGAAAAAAAUACUUCAAUCUAUCCAAUAUGUCUUCUGCGUUUCCUAAAGAUUUUUUAUUCGCGACAGCUACCUCAGCAUAUCAAGUUGAAGGAGCAUGGAAUGAAGAUGGAAAAGGAGAAAAUAUGUGGGAUCGACUAAUUCAUUCAAAACCUGACAAGAUCAAGAAUCAGGAUACUGCAGAUGUCGCCUGUGACUCUUAUCAUCUCUACAAAGAAGAUGUCAAGUUGGUGAAAGAUGCUGGGUUUGAUAUCUACCGAUUUUCCAUAAGUUGGACUCGCAUACUACCAAAUGGGGAGAUUACUUCGAUCAAUCAAAAAGGAAUUAAUUAUUACCACAAUCUAAUAGAUGAACUGUUGAAAAAUGACAUUCAGCCGAUGGUAACCAUGUAUCAUUGGGAUUUACCUCAAAAAUUGCAAGACAUCGGAGGUUGGGUCAACCCAUUGAUCGUCGAUUACAUGGAAGAUUAUGCUGAUUUACUUUUUCAACUUUACGGGGAUAAAGUGAAAUGGUGGAUCACCAUAAAUGAACCAUUUCGAGUAGGAGAAGGUUAUGAAAAAGACAGAUGGGCACCUGCAAUAAAUUCAGAAUCGUCGAAAAUGUAUAACGUGAUGCAUAACACUUUGAGAGCACAUGGCAGAAUAUUUCGAUUAUACGAUGAAAAAUAUCGUUCCAAACAAAAUGGAAAACUGAGCCUUUGUGUGGACAGCCAUCAUUAUGAGGGGAAAACAAAGUCUAAAGAAGAUAUUGACGCAGCAAACAGAGCAUAUCAAUUUCAGCUAGAUAUAUUCACUCACCCAAUCUACAGCAAAGAAGGUGGGUAUCCGAAAAUUGUACGCGAGAUGGUUGAUGAAAUAAGUAGAAGAGAGGGUCGAAAACGAUCUAAAUUACCGACAUUCACAGAAGAUGAAAUUCAAUCAUUGAAAGGAGCGAAUGAUUUUUUCUCUUUCAAUCAUUAUUCGACGAAAUUAUGCACAACCAAAUAUUUACCUAAUAGUAAUGAACUACUUAGACCUACUGGAAUAUUUUAUGAUGAUAUGAAUGUGAAACACUCAGAUGACCCACAAUGGCCCUCGAGUAAACUUUUUUGGCUGAAGGUGGUUCCUUACGGAUUACGAGAAAUACUUAGAUAUAUCAAAAAUACUUGUAACAAUCCUCCAGUAUUCAUCGCCGAAAAUGGAUAUUGCGAUGAUGGCGAGUUGGAUGAUAAGGAAAGAGUUUUCUAUUAUAGAGAGUAUUUGAAGGAAGUCUUGAAUGCGAUGAAUAACUACCAAUGUGACGUUAUAGGAUACACAGCAUUUUCUCUUUUGGAUAAUUUCGAAUGGUCGUCAGGAUAUGACCCGAAGUUUGGUAUCGUACAUGUGGAUUUCAACGACGAAAAAAGGAAACGAACGCCGAAAUCAAGCUAUAAUUUUUUAAAACGUCUGAUUAAAAAUAGAACGAUACCAGCUGAUCAAUGAUAUCAAUAUUAAUAAGUUCUGCAUUUUUUUGUUUUCAAAUUCUGUUAUUGGUCAUUAAAUCAUUUAUCUACUA
Planococcus citri (citrus mealybug) is the source of this 1628-nucleotide messenger RNA. Its product is annotated as myrosinase 1-like. Lineage: Eukaryota; Metazoa; Arthropoda; Insecta; Hemiptera; Pseudococcidae. Gene Ontology annotation, biological process: carbohydrate metabolic process. Bases 125 to 1555 code for a protein of 476 amino acids. Gene Ontology annotation, molecular function: beta-glucosidase activity. The record is from RefSeq and is a predicted model, not a curated record. The transcript has 11 exons.